AUGCUUUUCGUCGCCUCCAACUCCCCGCGAGCUGGCCGGCGUGGCGCCGGCGGCACCGGUGCUAAGGAUCUUGCGGAGGAGCAGGAGGUCGAGGCAAAGGGUGGCGUGCUGGAACAGGUCCAAGCCUGCGCGCGAGCGCAUUGCGCCGUCGCGAAGCAGGGUGCGAGUGCGCUCCUGGCCAUCGACAGUUGGCCGAUUCUGCGCCUCGAAGGCCGGCAGCGGCUGCUGCCCCCCUUUGCCAUGAAUCACAUUGCGGGUCAGCCACGAGGCAGCACUGAUCCAGCGGCUGCGUUCAUGAGCGUGCCAACAGCCCUCGGAUGGGAA
Molecule: messenger RNA, 324 nt
Organism: Symbiodinium necroappetens
Lineage: Eukaryota; Dinophyceae; Suessiales; Symbiodiniaceae
Source: the annotation of a GenBank genome assembly